Molecule: messenger RNA, 270 nt
Organism: Protopolystoma xenopodis
Lineage: Eukaryota; Metazoa; Platyhelminthes; Monogenea; Polystomatidea; Polystomatidae
Source: the annotation of a GenBank genome assembly
AUGACGACAGUGAGGGCUUCUCAGGGCUGCAACGAGUCGACCGAUGGUACGCAAUGUCUCAAUGAUCAGGAAAAUGAUUGCAAAGACCAUACUUCUCUUCCAUCAGUUCCAAAGCGGGUUAGUAUCGUACCUUUCUCCGCUUUGCCGCAGUCGAUGAGACCUUCACCGGCCUUACUGAGGCAAAUGCAUGAGACUGACUUGCUAGAGGGGCAGUCUCACGCACGACAAUAUGACGAAUUCGGCUUUCGAGUCAAUUUUAAUCAAGGUUAG